GUGAAAGCGGACCGGGACCCGUCUUGUAGUGCCCCCAGCCCGGCGCCCCCCUGUCCCAGCCUCUCGCACCGCUUCCUCGACAGCAAGUUCUACCUGCUGGUGGUCCUGGGCGAGCUGGUGACCGAGGAGCAGCUGAGACGGGCCAUCGGCACCAUAGAGCGAGGAAUCCGAUCAUGGGACACAAAUCUGAUUGAAUGCAACUUAGACCAGGAGCUGAAACUUUUUGUAUCUCGCCAUUCAGCUCGGUUCUCUCCUGAAGUUCGAGGUCAGAAAAUCCUUCACCACAGAAGUGAUGUCUUAGAAACUGUUGUCCUGAUUAACCCUUCAGAUGAGGCAGUUAGUACUGAGGUGCGCUUAAUGAUCACAGAUGCUGCAAGACACAAGCUUCUUGUACUAACUGGUCAGUGCUUUGAAAACACAGGAGAGCUCAUCCUCCAAUCAGGAUCUUUCUCAUUCCAGAACUUCAUUGAGAUCUUCACUGAUCAAGAGAUUGGUGAAUUAUUGAGCACCACACACCCUGCCAACAAAGCCAGUUUAACUCUGUUUUGCCCCGAAGAAGGGGAUUGGAAAAAUUCAAACCUUGACAGGCAUAAUCUUCAAGACUUCAUCAACAUUAAACUCAACUCAGCAUCUAUAUUGCCUGAAAUGGAAGGACUUUCUGAAUUCACAGAGUAUCUGUCAGAGUCAGUAGAAGUGCCAUCACCCUUUGACAUUUUGGAACCACCAACAUCUGGAGGUUUCUUGAAGCUGUCAAAACCCUGCUGUUAUAUUUUCCCAGGUGGAAGAGGGGACUCUGCAUUGUUUGCAGUGAAUGGAUUCAAUAUGCUUAUUAAUGGGGGAUCCGAAAGAAAAUCUUGCUUCUGGAAACUUAUCAGACAUUUAGACAGAGUGGAUUCCAUUCUGCUCACCCAUAUUGGGGAUGAUAAUCUGCCGGGAAUUAAUAGCAUGCUUCAGCGAAAGAUAGCUGAGUUGGAAGAGGAACAAUCACAAGGUUCUACUACCAAUAGUGACUGGAUGAAAAAUCUGAUCUCACCUGAUUUAGGAGUUGUAUUCCUUAAUGUUCCUGAAAAUCUGAAAAACCCCGAUCCUAAUUUUAGAAUAAAAAGAAGCAUAGAAGAAGCUUGUUUCACUCUCCAGUAUUUAAAUAAGUUGUCUAUGAAACCAGAACCACUCUUUAGAAGCAUAGGAAAUACCAUUGACCCUAUCAUUCUAUUUCAAAAAAUGGGAGUCGGCAAACUUGAGAUGUAUGUACUCAAUCCAGUCAAAAACAGCAAAGAAAUGCAGUAUUUUAUGCAGCAGUGGACUAGUACAGGUAAAGAUAAAUCUGAAUUACUGCUGCCAAAUGGUCAGGAAGUAGAUAUUCCAGUAUCCUAUUUGACCUCAGUCUCUUCACUGAUCGUAUGGCAUCCAGCAAAUCCUGCAGAAAAAAUAAUCAGAGUUUUGUUUCCAGGAAACAGUACCCAAUAUAACAUACUUGAAGGACUGGAAAAACUCAAACAUUUAGACUUCCUUAAACAACCAGUGGUUACACAAAAAGACCUAACUGAUAACAUACCUAGCCCAGCAGUGAAACAAGCAAAGCCGAAACAGCGAACAGACAGCAAGGAAAGUCUCAAACCUGCCACAAAGACAGUAGCAACCAAGACAGUCAGAAAAGAAUCUAAAGAGGAAGCAUCUGAACCAGCAAAGACUAGUCCUCCAGAAAAGCCCCAGAAAGUGGAAAAUAAGGAAAAGACAACAGUAAAAAAGGAGAAACUAGCAAAAGCAGAGACAAAACCUUCAAUAACAGAAAAAGAUAUGACAGCUAAGGAGGAACAGCUAGUGAAAUCUGAAAUUGCUGAAAAACAAGCAGCAGAUGUCAAACCAAAAGUUACAAAGGAAAAGCAUGUGAAAAAGGAAGUGAAAGUAAAACCUGAAGAAAAGAAGGAGGAAAAAGAAAAACCAAAGAAAGAGGUUUCUAAAAAAGAGGAGAAAACACCUACCAAGAAAGAAGAAAAACCUAAAAAGGAAGAAAUUAAGAAAGAAGUGAAAAAGGAAGUGAAAAAGGAAGAGAGAAAAGAGUCUAAAAAAGAAGUAAAGAAAGAAGCUCCCCAAAAGGAAGCUAAAAAAGAAGCUAAAAAAGAGGAGAAAAAGGAAAUUAAAAAGGAAGAAAAAGAUGCCAAAAAAGAUGCCAAAAAACUUCCUAAAGAAACAAAGAAAAUACUUGCUCCUUCAACUGAAGCCCGAAAGCUGGUAACAAAGCCUAAAGCACAAAAGAAAGAAGAAUCUGUUAAAAAGGAAGCUGGGCCUGCUGGAAAACCAAAGGAAAAAGGCAAAAUUAAGACAGUAAAGAAAGAGAGUAAGGUCAGUGAGACGCAAGCUGCAGUGGGAGCGGUUGCUGCAGCAGCAGCCGCAGUAGCAGCUGCUGGGGUAGUAGCUAACGGAAAAGAACUUGAAGCUGAGAGAUCUCUUAUGUCUUCACCAGAGGAUUUAACAAAAGACUUUGAAGAAUUAAAGGCCGAAGAAGUAGAAAUAGUAAAGGAAACAAAGCCUCAAGUAGAAUUAAUAGAAGGUGAAGGGAAACUAGCUGACACAGAACAAAAGGAAGCAUAUGAAAUCCAGAAAGAAACCAUAGAUACUGAAGGACCUGCAGAUUCUCCUGAUGAAGGCAUAACGACCACUGAAGCAGAGGGUGAAUGUGAACAGACACCUGAAGAACUAGAGCCUGUUGAAAAGCACAGGGUUGAUGAUAAUGAAAGAUUUGAAGAUGAAGGAACUGGUUUUGAAGAAUCCUCAGAAGCUGGUGAUUAUGAAGAAAAGGCAGAGACUGAGGAGGCUGAGGAACAAGAUGAAGGUGGGGAAGAGAAAGCAACACUGGGCAUCACAAAACAGGAUAUAGAUGUGACAAUAGUAAUGGGAGAGACUGAUGCUGAUGGACGUGCUAGAACUGAAGAUAAAUAUGUUGAAAAGGCAGAAUCUGAGGCAGGAGAUGAGCGAGCUGAAGAAGAUAUGGAAGAGACAGUUGAAAAGGCAGAAACUGAAGAGACUGAAGAAGAAGCUGAGGAGGAAGAUAAAACAGAGGAUGUCAGAGAUGAGGAAGAGGAAACUGAAAGAGUAGAAGCUGAAGAAGAUUAUGUUAUGGCUGUAGUAGACAAAGCUGCAGAGGCUGGUGGAGUUGAAGAUAAAUAUGGCUUACCCAUAGUCACACCAACGAAACACUCUGAACCUCAGUCCCCAGCUGUUGAACCAGCAUCUUCUAUCCAUGAUGAGACUUUACCUGGAGGUUCUGAAAGUGAAGCAACUGUUUCUGAUGAAGAAAAUAGAGAAGACCAACAUGAGGAAUUCACUGCUACUUCAGGUUAUACUCAGUCUACCAUUGAAAUAUCCAGUGAGCCAACACCAAUGGAUGAAAUGUCAACUCCUCGGGACAUUAUGAGUGAUGAAACAAACAACGAAGAAAGUGAAUCGCCUUCUCAAGAAUUUGUAAACAUUACUAAGUAUGAGACAUCACUGUAUUCUCAAGAAUAUACCAAACCUAAACUAUCUCCACUUCAUGAUACUUUCAAUGGUUUAUCUGAAGGAUCAAAAACAGAUGCCACAGAAGGUAAAGAUUAUAAUGCUUCAGCUUCUACUCUCUCACCCCCUUCUUCAUUAGAGGAAGACAGAUUCUGCAAAUCUUCCUUUCAAGAAAUUUACGAACAAAGAGGAAAUGAAAUGAAAAGUACUAGUAAAUUAGAAAUCAAAGAUACCUUUUCGGAGGCAUUUGAUGAAAAGCAUAGCCCAGCUAAGAGUCCAGUUCAGAGUCCAUCACUUCCAUCACCAGUUGCUAAAACACCGCUAAGUGAACGUAGUGUGAACUUCUCCCUGACUCCCAAUGAGAUUAAGGCAUCAGUUGAACCUGUAGUGCUCACUGCAUUACCUGAUAAACAUCCAGAAGUCAUUGAAGAGCAUUGUGUCAGUCCAGAUGAUAAAACAUUAGAAGUGGUGUCUCCUUCACAAUCUGCUGCUGGUAGUGCAGGUCAUACGCCUUAUUAUCAGUCUCCCACUGAUGAAAAAUCCAGCCGUCUUCCUUCUGAACUCAUUGAAAAGGCAGCAGAGGCUCCAGUUAGUUUUGAGUUUAGUGAUGCCAAAGAUGAGACUGCAAAACCCACAAUAAGCCCUAUGGAUGAGCCUGUGCCAGACUCGGAAUCACCCAUUGAAAAAGUUCUCUCUCCUUUACGAAGCCCACCUUUGAUAGGUUCAGAGUCUUCCUAUGAUACUUUUUUGACUGCUGAUGUAAAGUCAGCUGACAGACAAUCUGAGAGUCAUUUUGAGAGGAAAAGUGAAAAAGAAGAGUCUCCCGUUCAGAUAAGCCCAGUUUCUGAAAUCACCUCUGUGAAACUUUUCCAAGGACAGCAAGAUGAAAAAAGUAUGGCAUUUACGACUGCUACAGGUUUUGGUCUAGAAAAGAAUAUGGAGGAUAUUGAAGCUGCUAGUACACAGUGUGCACUGGUUUUGGAUGAAAGGAAGUUAGCAGGAGAUGUGUCUCCUACCCAAAUAGAUGUUAGCCAGUUUGGAUCAUUUAAAGAAGACACUAAAAUGUCAAUUUCUGAAGGUACUGUCUCUGACAAAUCUGCAACUCCUGUUGAUGAUGUUGUAGCAGAAGACACAUAUUCACAUAUAGAAGGAGUUGCUUCAGUCUCUACAGCCUCUGUUGCUACUAGUUCAUUUCCAGAGCCAACUACGGAUGAUGUAUCUCCUUCUUUACAUGCCGAGGUUGGAUCACCACAUUCUACAGAAGUUGAUGAUUCUCUUUCUGUAUCUGUUGUACAAACACCUACAAUUUUUCAGGAAACAGAAAUGUCUCCAUCGAAAGAAGAAUGUCCAAGACCCAUGUCAAUUUCUCCACCAGAUUUUUCACCUAAAACAGCAAAAUCAAGAACACCAGUGCAAGAGCAUAGAUCUCCUGAGCAGUCAACUAUGUCAGUGGAAUUCAGUCAGGAGUCCCCUGAGCAGUCUUUGGCAAUGGACUUUAGCAGACAAUCUCCAGAACAUCCCACAGUAGACACUAGUGUACAUCAUAUAUCUGAAAAUGGACCAACUGAAGUAGAUUUUAGCCCUUCAGAUACACAGGAACCUAUUUUUUCACAUAAGAUCUCACCUGUGGAACAGACUUGUUAUUCUCAAGAAAAGGAUCUUUCAGAGAUUAUUUCAGUAUCUCAGAUAGAAGCUUCACCCUCAACUUCAUCAGAGCAUACACCAUCACAGGUAGCUUCUCCUCUGCAAGAGGAAACUCUUUCAGGUGUCAUGCCACCCAGAGAUAUGCCACUUCAUUCUUCAUUUACCUCAGAAAAGAUGCAGAGCCUUGGAGAAAAGCUUUCACCAAAGUCUGACUUAUCUCCAUUAACUACAAGAGAAUCUUCUCCUUUAUUCUCACCUAGUUUUUCAGAUUCACCUCCUGCAAUCAAAGAAACAGCUCCUGCUUGCCACUCACCAUCACUCUCACUUCAUGUGUCCUCAGAUAAAAUAUUUGGUUACCAUGCCUCAGUAACAAAUGACACAAUGCAAGAAUCUGUAAGAAAACAUAGUCCAGAGACUUCAGCCUUCACAGAAAAAGAUGAAACUGAAAAAAUCACUAGAUCACCUGAGGCCAUUAGUUACUCUUAUGAGACAACUGGAAAAACCACCAAGUCACCUGAAGCUCUUAGUUAUUCCUAUGAGGCAGCAGAGAAAACCACUAGAUCACCAGAGGUCAUUAGUUACUCCUAUGAGACAACAGAGAAAACCACCAAGUCACUUGAAGCCAUGGAUUAUUCCUGUGAGAGAACUGGGAAAACCACCAGGUCACCUGAAACUGUCAGUUAUGCCUAUGAGCCAACAGAGAAGACCACCAUGUCAUCUGAAGCUGUAGAAUACGCGUAUGAAAAAACUGGGAAAACCACUAGGUCACCUGAGACUGUCAGUUAUGCCUAUGAGCCAACAGAGAAGACCACCAUGUCAUCUGAAGCUGUAGAACACGCAUAUGAGAGAACUGAGAGAACCAUCAGGUCACCUGAGGCUGUAAGUUACUCCUAUGAGAGAACAGAGAAGACCACCACUAUAUCACCUGAAACUGUGGAAUAUUCCUGUGAGAGUACUCCUGUGGGAUACACUUAUGGGAAAACCACAGGAUCACUUGAAACCAUGGAUUACUCCUUCGAGACAACUGGAAAAUCACUGAGGUCACCUGAGGCUGUUGCUUAUGCCUAUGAAACACCUGGGAAAACCACCAGGCCAUUUGAAGCCUUGGAUUACUCCUUUGAGACAUCUGAGAAAUCAACAAGUUCACCUGAGGCUGCUGUUGGUUAUGCCUAUGAGACACCUGGGAAAACAAGGUCACCUGAGGCUGUUAGUUACUCCUAUAAGACAGAUAGACAUUUUUCCGCAGAAAAAUCAUCUCUAGCAGAAACUCGUCAAGAUGUUGAUUUAUGCCUUGUGUCUUCCUGUGAAUACAAGCAUCCCAAAACUGAACUUUCACCCUCAUUUAUCAACCCAAAUCCCUUGGAGUGGUUUGCAAGUGAAGAGCAGUCUCAAGAACAAGAAAAGCCAUUAACCCAGUCUGGAGGAGCCCAGCCACCUUCAGGAGGAAAACAGCAAGCACGUCAGUGUGAUGAAACUCCUCCCACUUCUGUAAGCGAGUCUGCUCCAUCUCAGACCGAUUCAGAUGUUCCUCCAGAGACUGAAGAAUGCCCCUCAAUUACUGCAGAUGCUAACAUUGACUCAGAAGAUGAAUCUGAAACCAUUCCAACUGAUAAAACAAUUACAUACAAACAUAUGGACCCUCCUCCAGUCCCAAUGCAAGACCGCAGUCCUUCACCCCGGCACCCAGAUGUCUCCAUGGUAGACCCAGAAGCUUUGCCUGUUGAUCAGAACUUAGGCAAACCUUUGAAGAAGGAUUUGAAAGAAAAGACAAAAACUAAAAAGCAGGGUACAAAGACCAAAUCUUCCUCACCUGCCAAAAAAAGUGAUGGUAAAUCAAAGCAGGUGGCUUCACCAAAGCCAGGUGGCUUAAAGGAAUCUUUAGACAAAGUUUCCAGAACAGCUUCUCCAAAGAAGAAAGAAUCUGUGGAGAAAGCAGCAAAAAAUAUGUCUAUUCCAGAAGUAAAAUCUUCCCGUGUUGAGGAAAAAGAUAAGGAAGCCAAGAAUGCAACAAAUUCCACAACAUCAAAGUCUGCAAAGACUGCAACUUCAGGACCUGGAAAUAGUAAACCAACAAAAGCCACAGCUGUGCCUCCAGGACCUCCAGUGUACUUGGACCUAGUAUAUAUUCCUAAUCACAGCAAUAGCAAGAAUGUUGAUGUUGAAUUUUUCAAAAGGGUGAGGUCAUCCUACUACGUGGUGAGUGGAAAUGACCCUGCAGCGGAAGAACCAAGCAGGGUUGUUCUGGACUCCUUGCUGGAGGGCAAAGCACAGUGGGGAAGUAACAUGCAGGUAACCUUAAUCCCAACCCAUGAUUCAGAAGUGAUGAGGGAAUGGUACCAAGAGACCCAUGAGAAACAGCAGGACCUCAACAUCAUGGUUUUGGCAAGCAGCAGCACUGUUGUUAUGCAAGAUGAAUCUUUCCCUGCAUGCAAGAUUGAACUGUAGAAACAAGGCCACACCACAGCAUUAAACUUUAUUUCCAGAAAUUCUUCCGUUUGAAAAUACCUUUUCUAAAAAUUCAACCCAUCUAAUUCAACUGCUGAACUAUAUACCUGCCAAAUGCUAUACUGUGUCUCAGUGAUGCAAGUCACUAAUAUUUUCCAGUCUUUGCUGAUUGCUAAGGGAAAUAACAGUAUUCCCAAAGUAGGGUUCAGAUUACUGCAAAAUUACAGAUCCUGGUUCAUCUCUGCUGAACAUUUGGAAACCAUGCACUAGCAAACCCAACUGACUUCUGCCAGGUAGAGGCAUUUGCCCUCGAAAGAAACAGAGAGAGAGAGAAAUAGAGAGAGGGGUAGGAGGAGAAUGUAUAAUUAAUUGGGUCUGCAUUAGAUGUAUUGCUUACUGCAGUCUGUUUAUGCUCUCACAUGGAAAGUUUUAAAUUUGUAUCAGUCUGAGUUAUAUGAAAAGGGGCCUUAGUUUACAAUAUUAUGUGAGCUGAAAUAUAAAAGGAAACUGAAUGUGGCUUUGAAGGGACGUAAGAUCUAAACACUCAUUAGCCAUUCACUAAUUUGAACUCUACAUACUGACAUAACAUAAUUAUAGUUUAAAUAUGCAAGUAGUUUGAACCCCAUUCAGAACUCUAAAACUUUUCUUUUAACAUGGAAACAUGUUGAUCUAAGGCAUGCUCCCAAUGAAUAACCAUGUAGUCCACUGAGAAUUGAUACACCUGCAUGCUUAAACACCCAAGUCAACAGCCAAUUUACUGAAGCAAAAUACCAAAGCAGUUGGGGAGUAUAUACAGUAGACAAAUUGCCUUAGAAAGUGACUUGAAUGUACAAAGAUACUUAAUGCACUUAUUUUUUAAUGUGAGACAGCAAGUUUAUAAACAUCUGUGUAGGAUUAUAGUUACACCAGUAAAGAAGUGUGAGUGUGCAUGUGUGGUACUAGAAGCCUAUCUGAUUGGUCAAACAACUUGGUACUAGAAUUAUGUAUGUUAGCUGAACACUUCAUUGGUACACCUGGACAUCUCAACAAAAUGGGACAAGCAUUUUUGAAAGCUUCUUUUUUACUGCAGGAGCAAGAUUGAAGUUGUGUCCAGUAUCAGAAAUGCAAAUCAGAAGUGAAACACAGUAUACUGAAAAUGGUUUUCAGCGAGUCUGUACAGUAUUUUAUCUUCCUUUGUCUUACGUUGUUUUAUUUGUUAAUUUAAGAAUGAAUAUGGGAACAAAUGUACAGAAGAAUUUUUUUUAGCUCUGUGAACUUUUAAUAGAUGACUUUUUAACAAAAGGUUUUGUUUACAGGAAAAUGCAAAGAAAAAAUUUCAGGUGAAGGCAAUUUUUUUAGUAGUUUUGUAAGAAAAAUACAUAAUGUUGUUUGAGGUUCUGGUGAGAAUGAAGUAUGAUAUUGCAGUAACAUAUUUAUUGAAAACAUUUAACUGCCAAGAAUUUGAGGGGAGGAAGCCCCCUAAUGAUUAGAUUAAUCUACUAGUGCUCACAAAAAAUAGGAGUUGAAAUGCCAGUUGACUAUAAUUUAUAAAUUGGUAGUUAGAUUCACAGUUCUCCCAAGAGCUUUAAAAAGAUUGAAAAAAUGCAAUGAUUAUCUUAAGUAAGACAACCAGAGGUUUGAGGGUUUUUGUAUGUGUGUGUGUUUGAUUUUUCUUUAAAUUGUUCCCAGUGUCUACAGAUCAUUUCAAAGGGAUAACAUACAGAUCAGUUCCCCUGUUUAAGAGAGUUUGGACUCUUAAGUCUCAGAAGCUUUACCACUAUAGAAAAUAUUGUUAAAUUUCAGUUUGCAGGCUUAUACAUCAGAAUUUCAAUAAAGUAAAGGCCUCUCAAAACUGAGAUUUGUUUUGGACUGUACAGUUCACCUUUAUGGUAGGCUUUGAGUUCUACUAGGUAGUGAAUAAAAGACCUCAUUUUAUUUUCUUUAUGUGUAAUGUAUUUUAAAUGUUAACAUUGUGAGUUUUAUUUUUGUUUGGUAGGUGUAUGUUUGCACUGCUAAUUUUAAGGGGGUUUUAAUACUACUUCAGAUCCCUUUUAAAUCGGGGCCCUUGUAGCCCAUUUAAUGCUGUGAAUUACUGUUUGUCAUAUGUUGUGUGUGGGGUUUGUUUUAAUAUUUUUAUUAGAUAUCAUUAGCAAUUCUGUUUUAUUUAUUGGUUUACCUUUUAUAGAUCCUUGAAAAUAACUCAGAAUGAUUAUGGUACAAAAGACAAAGGGAAAUGUGUUGUGAAAACAAGUGGAAUUUGCUGAGCUCAUAAUCAUUUACUUAACAUUUAUUUUGUCUAGAAAGUGAAUGGCAAAAUAGUUAUUCUACCACGGUUCUUUCUGAUUUAUCUACUCUCUCAUGUAGGUAAGAUUUCAGACAGUUUGGGUUGGAGGAGCAAAUUUCUGAUUCUCCCCAAAAACUGGAAGUAAUUUGUUUCUCUACUUUGAUAGAAAUUCUAAUUAACAAUGAGCAAAAUCAGAAACAAGCUUUAGCUCUCCAACUCCCCAAGUAAAUAUGUAACAGCUCAAAUAAUUGUUUUACUUAAAGUCCAGUUACAGCCAAUCUUAAACUGUACUUCGAUUUUUUGCUGCUACAGAAUUUUUUUUAAGUCAGCUGGUUUGAAUCAGCUGACAUAUUUCUUAUGAAAUAUUCGUAAUAAUUGUUCCAGCUACUCUUCUAAAUGACAACUAAGCCUGAGUGUUAUUAACUUCCCAAUUAGCUCCUCUUGCCCUUAAUGCCUUUCCUGCCUGUGUAACUAAUCUAAUUGUGCUAGUCAUAGUCAUACACAAUUAGUUUAGUAACAGUUAUCAGAAUGUACCAUGUACAUUAAUGGUGAGCGCUGUUGAUCAGCACAGAUUUCUAGGAGCAUGGUUUGAUAUUGAUUACUCUAAUUAUAAAGAUUCGAUAUCUGAGUGUAAAGAACACUCUACUUAAAUGAUGGUGUUACCCAUGACAGCAUCCCCAAUCAUGACCUUUAUAGUAGUACUUAACUGCUGAAUAAAAUCCAAUGAAGAAUUAGCAUUGGAGAUCACAUCCAUUUCCAACCUUAAUCAGAUCCCAUUGCAUGCCUUCUCAAAGUCUCGUGGUGGGGCUGACUACAUUGUACUUCUCCCUUUAAUUCUGUCUCCCAUUGAGUUCACUCUGGAUUUUUUUUAAUUACGUUACAUACUGUGGUAAAAGCAUCCAACUAUGUAUAUGGAUUUUUUAAAAUUGUCUAGCUUAUAUGGUUUAGGAGACUUCCAGAACCCAUUUAUUAAGAUUUAAUAGUUUUGUCAAUGGAAUUUUCCACCCUUCCCACCACAAGAAAUUCAGCUGCAAGGAACUAUUACUGUGCAUUUUUGAAGUUUCUGUCACAUGCCUCUUUAUUCAUCUGUCACUGGAGGUUCUUGCUCAGUGAUGACAUUUUGAGAGAAAUGGUAAUUUUUUUGGUCUGGAUUUAUUAGAAAAGGGAAAACUAUCAUGUUUACACUUAAAAGAAACUGUAAACUUUCAUCUUUUCACUUAAUUGAACAAAAACACUAAAAACAACCUAACGACAAGCAUUUCUUUGAAUGCAAUUAUGUUAUUCACCUGAUUAAAAAUGUUUGCUAUUUUAAAAAAAAAUCUGUUUGUUGUGACUUUACAAAAAAAUCAAAUAACCUAAAUAAAAAGGCAGCAUUAAAAAAUAUUGAAAAGAAAGGAAAAAAGGAAAAAAAAAAAAGCUUCUCUGCACUUAACUAGCUAGGCGCUCCAGAUGUCAGGAGCUAUCCAUAUAAUUCAUUCAAGACUGGGCUGUAAUCACAACAGUAGAAGAGCAAUUAUGAAGUACAAUAUGCUUUCACAUGUUUGCAUGCAGCCAUAUAUCUUCCAAACUAUGGAAAGAAACAGUCUUGUUGCCAGCUGAGAAGCACCUCACACACUCCUCUCUCUUGUUCUGAAUGGUGUUUGUGUCAGUCUGCAGCUGUGUAUGGUAAUAUGUCUUAUAAUCCUGCAUCACUUCUAUUCUAUCCAGUCAUAUCUAAUGUAGAAAAAUAGUUUCCAGUGAAAGUAAGAUGUAGUGCUUUUAUGAUAUUUGUGUGCAAUAUCCCCUCUUCCAUUGAGGAUAUUUGAUGUAAAGGAAACAAACUCAGUUCCACAAUAAAAUACAAAAGUGAUGAA
This is a messenger RNA of Pelodiscus sinensis (Chinese soft-shelled turtle), 11700 nucleotides long. RefSeq names its product microtubule associated protein 1B (gene MAP1B). Gene Ontology annotation, cellular component: synapse; neuronal cell body; microtubule. Gene Ontology annotation, molecular function: microtubule binding; actin binding. NCBI's taxonomy places the organism in Eukaryota, Metazoa, Chordata, Testudines, Trionychidae. The record is from RefSeq and is a predicted model, not a curated record. Gene Ontology annotation, biological process: microtubule cytoskeleton organization; dendrite development; axonogenesis.